CGUCGCUUCGGUCGGGGAUCUUUAAUCCUCUGCCGCAGCAGCAGCAGCCGGUCGGUCACCCGAGGAGGGGGGAGCUCGGUCGGACUGGGAAUGGGCCGCUCGGGCUGCAGCCUAGCGAACAAGGCCGAAAAACAGUCGGUAGGAAAAUAAAAAUAACAUCAAACGGAAGAAACGCGACCGAUGCGAGAGGGUGUUUUUUUAUAUAUAUAUCAGGCCUAUUUAUUUAUUUGUUUUAGCCUAAACCAGACCCUGUGCAUCAGCCUUUUUCACCUAUAUGUCCCUGCUGAAAAGACCUCACGUAGAAAUAUCUCCUGCCAACAUAAAGUCCUUUUAAAACGCUUAAUUUAACAGAUGUAGUCGCUUCGUGGCUCGUUCUCCGGGUCGCCCUUUUUGACGUCGCCGCUUUUCCUGUCAGCUGCUGCGCAUCAGCACAACAUGCAGGAUGAGCCURUGGGGGUGACAGCCGCACAGUUACCCGCGUCAACCGAGGACGAGGACCGCAGCAAACCCGCACCGCAGCCCGACCGAACCGACAGCCGGCGGAGCUCCUUCACGCCGGAUCACAGCCGCAUAAACCCGAAGCUCUCCUUCGCCGAGCGCUUCUGUCCGACCCGGUCCGUCUGUGACCUUCAGCACGGCCGAGAAAUACAUCAGCAGUUGGGUCAGUUUACCCCCGCGGAGUCGCCCCCACCCCCGAGACACUUCAGUCACCUGCAGCGGGGGCAGUCCUUAGCGGACCCCGGCACCGCUGCCGACCCCCGCGGCUCCGCUGUGGAAGAAGAAGCCGAUGCUGCGUCGCCCACCUCCGCGAAACUAAACAAAAUCCAAAUGGACUCCCCCAUCGCCCACCACCUCAACAACGGCAAUGGCAGCGGCGGCACCGGGAGCAUGUUGUCCGCGUUCCCCAACCUCCCCGCCCAGGAGGCGCAGGGUGGCGGGGGAGGCUCGGGCUCCUCGCCGUCCCUCCCCGGCGGCUUCGGCACCCCGUGGUCCGUCCAGACCAGCUCCUCGCCCCCGCCCGCGGCCAACUCCAUCAAUCCCAUCCACCCCAGCGCCAUCAGCCAGCUGCCCGGGGCCGAGCCCGAGAGCAGCUUCUACCCGGGGCUCCCGUCCUCCAUCAACCCGGCCUUCUUCCAGAGCUUCUCGCCCCUGUCGGCGGCGAAUAACCCGUGCGCCGGGAUCAACGUGCAGGGCUUCGGCGGGCCCUUCUCGCCCCAGAUCAACGUCCCCCAGCAGCCGCAGAGCCGCAGGUCCCCGGUCAGUCCCCAGAUGCACCCCCAGCAGAGCGCCUUCCUGCAGCAGAGGAACAAUUACAACCAACACCAGCCUAUGAUGAAGCCAUCUCCCUGGGGCAGUCACCAAGGGAAUGGCUGGGGCUCUGGCGGGAUGUCUUGGGGUCGGGACCACCGCAGAGGGAGCAGCAUGGGCGUACCUGGCUCCGUCAGUCAUAUCUCACCCCUGAAAAAGCCCUUUUCGAGCAACGUCAUCGCUCCGCCCAAGUUCCCCCGCACCGGUGGGUCGCUGGGACCCAAGUCCUGGAUGGAGGAGAAYAUGUUUCGCACAGACAGCAACAGCAACACCAUGUUGCCUCUGCAGGACCGGUCCAGAAUGUACGACAGUCUGAACAUGCACUCUUUGGAGAGCUCUCUGAUCGACAUCAUGCGAGUGGAGCAGGAUCCGAUGAAAGGCCGUGUUGGAGGCCCCGGGGCUGACGGCCUUCUCGUGCUCAAUGCAAGGAGCUAUGGGAGACGUAGAGGUCGAUCCUCCCUCUUCCCUAUAGAUGACAAUCUCCUCGAUGAUGGCCACGGAAACCAGGGUGUCCCAGGAGUUCUUGGCUCUCCAAACUGUUACCCCCACCAAAACGGUGAGCGCAUUGAGCGCUUCUCUCGUAAGGUGUUCGUAGGAGGCUUGCCCCCUGACAUAGAUGAAGAUGAAAUCACCUCAAGCUUUCGUCGCUUUGGUCACCUUGUGGUGGAUUGGCCUCACAAAGCAGAGAGCAAAUCAUACUUCCCACCUAAAGGGUAYGCCUUCCUGCUGUUCCAGGAGGAGAGCUCAGUUCAGGCCCUGAUCGAGGCCUGCAUGGAGGAGGAUGGGAAGCUCUACCUGUGUGUCUCCAGCCCCACCAUCAAGGACAAACCCGUGGAGGUGAAGCCCUAUGUCUUGGAUGACCAGCUGUGUGAUGAGUGUCAGGGUGCACGCUGUGGAGGGAAAUUCGCUCCCUUCUUUUGUGCUAACGUCACCUGUCUUCAGUACUACUGCGAGUUCUGCUGGGCCAACAUCCACUCCCGCGCAGGACGAGAGUUUCACAAGCCGCUGGUAAAAGAGGGUGCCGACCGCCCGCGCCAGAUCCACUUCCGCUGGAACUAGCGACGAGACUCCAUAUCCACGAUGACCGUCAGAGGAGCGGGAAAUGAAACACUGGCGACCAGGAAAAAGAGCAUCGCUCUACCUCUCCUGCUUACCUAAGCUAUCAGUAUAAUCAAGAGCAUAACACUAUACAACAUAUAUUAUAUAUAGCUAUAUAUCUUUUGUAGCAGCCAAACACCACAAGCCUCAGUUUUUCACCAAAUCCCCCCAUCACAUCUCAGGCUUUGACAACUCGACAACUCUUUUGUGGUACUUUCAUCUUUUCUAAGAGGAGAUUUUAAAAAAAGAGAUUGAUUUUUGUAAGUUUUUUAUUCUUAUUAUUUUUGUAUGUAAGAUUUAAAGUAGGUAUGGGAAUGUUUUUGCAUUGGGGGGAGCAGCUUGUCUGUCUGUUUCAUCUGCUGCUAGUAAACCACAGUGCGUUCAGUGCACACCUAUUCCUGGGGGGAAAUUAAACAACUUGACACGCCGCAGGUGAUUAACCAAAGGUAGCAAAAUGAUAGAAAGCAUAAAAACUGAUUACAUUGUCUGCCGCCGAAACAAAACGUUUUUUAUUGCCGCCAUAGGCUCUUUCUUCUUGUCAGAGUUUAUUUAAAAAAGAGGAUAUUGGGUUUAUUUUUUGUGCACAUUCUGACCUGUAGAGCGAUACAGACCUCAAAAGACAAAAUCUGGUUUCUGCUAACCUUGUUCAACAUUUAUACUUAAAAAGCUGCUUUAGGAGCUUUGCUGCUAUAUAUAAAUAAAUAAAAAAUAUAUAUGCAUAUAUGUAUAUAUUAGGAGUGCAAUGAUUCAGAAAAUUCAUG
Messenger RNA from Austrofundulus limnaeus, 3167 nucleotides. It is a transcript of the gene cpeb2, whose product is annotated as cytoplasmic polyadenylation element binding protein 2. NCBI's taxonomy places the organism in Eukaryota, Metazoa, Chordata, Actinopteri, Cyprinodontiformes, Rivulidae. Gene Ontology annotation, biological process: negative regulation of cytoplasmic translation. Gene Ontology annotation, cellular component: neuron projection; cytoplasm; nucleus. The record is from RefSeq and is a predicted model, not a curated record. Gene Ontology annotation, molecular function: ribosome binding; mRNA regulatory element binding translation repressor activity; translation factor activity, RNA binding.